Paramuricea clavata is the source of this 653-nucleotide messenger RNA. The record is from the annotation of a GenBank genome assembly. Lineage: Eukaryota; Metazoa; Cnidaria; Anthozoa; Malacalcyonacea; Plexauridae.
AUGGUAGACGGACAUUCCGGUUAUCCAUUCGUACAGCAACUCAAAUCGUUACAAAGCAAGGCUAUAAUACGAACAUUAAAUAACUGGUUUCUGGAUUGGGGUUUCCCCAAAUAUCUGAAAAGCGAUGGAGGACCCCAAUUCCGCAGCGAAUUUCAAAGCUACUGCAAAGAAAAGGGCAUCACGCACGAAAUUUCCUCCCCUUACCACCCACGAUCUAACGGACUCGCCGAAUCGAAUGUAAAGAAUCUCAAACACCUCUUGUUAAAAUGCGAUGGAUGGGACGAAUUCCGAACAGCGCUCAGCGAGUGGAGGAACGUUCCCCGAGAAGACGGAACCAGUCCAGCCCAACUUCUACUCCGGAAGCGACAGAGGGGACUGCUGCCCGCCAUCGAAAGUCGAGCCAUCCCAGACACGAACGAGCCAGACAACUGUGAAAAGAUCAGAAAACGGAACGAACUCAAGCAAGCGAGGAUUACUAAAAGAAAUAUUACCCUGACUGAACUAAGGCCGUUAGGAAUAGGAGAGAAGGUCUUAGUCCAAGAUCCAACAACCGCGAGAUGGAACACCGAGGGUGUCAUCGUCAAUAUUCGGAAGCAUGGGCGAUCCUACAACGUUGAAACGACAGGAGGAUGGACGAUGUUAAGAAACCGCCG